CUGGAUCGUGUACUUGUAAUGCUGACGAAAGUGGAAUAGAAAGAAGUGAAAGAAUAGAGGUUUCGGUUUGUUCUACUGGCAGAGUUCUUUUUAAAAAAUUGUGGAAUUGGCCUAUAGAGAAGAGCAGUUACAGUUUGGACGUGUAUUGUGAUGUGUAGCUUGUUUAAUCUGUGGUGAUCUACUCAAUCUUAGAUGAAAUGAUACCUCGGACAGCCUAGUUACUAUAGUUCAUUUCGCGCCCAGUUUCUGUUGUGUUCAAGUCGAUCCCCUGUCGACCCAUCUUUGAUGCCAAGUGAAAAGUAGCUUACAAAUACCGUAGUAUAAAUAGUACCUUUGGAAAUCAACAAAAAGUAUAAAUAUUGCGCACAAAACUGUGUCGCAUUUGGCAAGGCCCAUUCGGCAGUUUUAAUUUUAGUGUCGUAGCUUUGUUAUUCUCGAGUAAACCACAACAACAAACACAUUUUAGCUCCCUUCGCUCGUGCUGGUGGUCGCUAAAUUUUGGGUCUCCUUGGGCUUUAACUAGUCUAAUUUUUGAAUAUGGCAAUCAUAAUACAACAGCAGCGUCAAAACAAACGCCAUAAAACAAAAUCCAUUGGGAGCCCCGACCCUAUGGAUGCAUUUUUGGGGUUGUACGACAAUGGAUCGGAUUCAGACGAUGACGAAUGGAUUUCUCAGCUCGAAAUAGGUGAUCCUCUGGCCAGUAACAGCAACCAAAAGAAGAAUCUACCACCAGAACCGCAAUCCGGCAAUAUUGAAUAUAAACUUAAACUGGUGAACCCUUCGGAGCAACGGAUCCAGCAUCUUGUCACGCAGAUGAAAUGGCGUCUACGUGAGGGUCAAGGUGAAGCAAUCUACGAAAUCGGAGUAGGGGACGAUGGAUUUUUGCAUGGCUUGUCACGCACGGAUAUGGAUGCCUCUUUGGAUACUCUGGGCACAAUGGCCAGGCGGCUAGGAGCCUCUGUAACUGUUCUUCGAAGAAGAUCUUUAGAUGUGACCGAUGAUGAAGCCAAUGCCAAUCUAUCUGUGGCGGAAGUACUCGUACGGAAGGUCCCCGAUGACCAGCGUAGUAUCGACUUACGAGUAGCUGUCCUCGGGAAUGUCGAAGUAGGAAAGUCAACAUUAAUCGGCGUCUUGACUCAAGGUCAACUGGACAACGGCCGUGGCCUGGCUCGGCUCAACAUGUUUCGACACAAACAUGAAUUUCAGACGGGUCGCACAAGUUCUGUCAGCCAUGACAUUUUGGGCUUCGACUCGAGUGGACAGAUCGUUAAUUACGAGCAGGCCACUACGGCCGAGGAGAUCUGCGAUAACUGCUCCAAAUUGCUUACCUUCAUCGAUUUGGCUGGUCACCACAAGUACCUGCGGACGACUAUACGUGGAUUGACUUCGUAUUCGCCCCAUUACGUCAUGCUUAUCGUUUCUGGAACGUCGGGAGUGGUCGGUACCACCCGUGAACACCUUGGCCUGGCUCUUGCUUUGGAAGUCCCUUUCUUCAUCGUCAUCACCAAACAAGACGUUACCCGGCCCCAAGUUCUUUCGGACACAAUUCACCAUUUGGAAACUCAUCUCAAAGGUCCCGGAUGCAAUAAGGUCCCAUUCCGAAUUGAAACGGAAGAUGAUGUCAUUACGGCUGGCGCCGCUUCGCUUUCGGAGAAAACCGUGCCCAUCUUUGUGGUGUCGAGCGUAACCGGACGGGGGCUUAAUCUUUUGACCAAAUUUCUGCAUCUGCUGCCACCGGGGUGGGGAGCGCUGGAACGCGAAAAGAUGGAACAGGAGCCGGUGGAAUUUCAAAUUUACGAGACGUUUUGUCUACCUCAAGUUGGCACCGUCUUGGGAGGCCUUUUGACCCAGGGCGUCUUGACGGAAAACAUGAAACUGCUGCUCGGACCUCUAGAAGAUGGAUCGUUUCAUCCGGUUCAAGUCCAAUCGAUUCAGCGGUACAAAUCUUCGUGCCGAGUCGUCCGAGCUGGGCAGAGCGCUUCGUUGGCCCUCAACAUCGAGUUGCCCAACAUCCGCAAGGGAAUGAUUCUGGCUGAUCCGCACCUUAAUCCGCAAGCUACUCUUUUCUUUCAGGCUACAAUCGUUGUGCUGUUUCAUUCGACAAGCAUGCACAAGGGGUUCCAGACGACGGUGCACAUUGGCAGCAUCCAGCAAACGGCCGUCCUGGAAGGAAUAAUGGCCCAGAAGCACAUCUCGACCAACGAUACGGCGUCCGUUCUUUUCCGCUUCUUGCAGCAUCCGGAAUUCAUCCGAACAGGAUCGAGACUCUUGUUCCGUACGGGAAGCACCCAAGGAAUAGGCAAAAUCACCCAGGUCUUCCCAAUUGAAAUUGACAGCUGUGUAGAGAAAUGAACGCCACCUCGUCUCCGUUUCCUGACCUAGAUUCUUAAGUAUCCGCUCCCUUAGGGACAUAGAUUUUGAACCUCGAAAAAUGUCUUAACAUCCGUUUAAUUCACGCCCCCGUUUUUAAAUUAAAUUCAGCAUUCUUCUUAAUAUUAAUUGUAUGAUAACCAAGGGAAGCCCCACAUGUUUACCCAAACAGUGUGUCGUGUUGCGAAAUUUGAUUGUCGUUCCUACCCUCACUCGCAAAAGUUCAAAGACGUUUAAAAUUAUUCUUGAAUUUAAAGUUACGAUAUUUUUUUUCCCCUUUUUUUCAUUUACGAAUCCGGCAAUCUCUUGUAAAACGACUUCCUCAUCGCCAAAAUACUUGUGUUCUAUCUAUCUUCCCGUUUCCUAUCGAAGGAUGUCAAAGCCUUAAAUUCUUUGUUCUUUAACACUACGUUGUGUGUGUGUGUGUGUGUGUGUGUCGAGAUUUUGUCGGAUAUAUACGUACAAACUAGAAACGA
Daphnia pulicaria is the source of this 2846-nucleotide messenger RNA. Its product is annotated as GTP-binding protein 2-like. The record is from RefSeq and is a predicted model, not a curated record. The coding region runs from base 538 to 2352 and encodes 604 amino acids. NCBI's taxonomy places the organism in Eukaryota, Metazoa, Arthropoda, Branchiopoda, Diplostraca, Daphniidae. Gene Ontology annotation, molecular function: GTP binding; translation elongation factor activity; GTPase activity. The transcript is spliced from 6 exons. Gene Ontology annotation, biological process: translational elongation.